AGCUCGCCUACCAGGCCUGGGUGACCAACACCAGGACGGCGCUGCGGCAGCGGGAGCAGCCGGAGUCCCCCGGCGCCGAGGCUGCUGCAGGGGAAAACGGAGGGAGGGAGGAGGAGUUGGAGGUGCCUGAAGAGGCCGAAGUCCAGGAGGAAGAGGAGGAGGAAGGCUCCGAGCGGAGCAACGUGGUGCAGCGGGCGCUGAACACCCUGCGGUUCCUGUGGGUGCUGUGCCGGGCCAUGGUGGACGGGCUGACGCAGUGGCUGGACGCCUGCACCCGGGAGCACGCCGACAUGUCCGCGGUCCUGCGCCUCGAGAGAUACGUCCUCACGCGCCGCCUGGCCACCGGAGAGAACGUGCACCGCGGGCUCCUGGAUGAGCUCUACCUGCCGCCGCUGGAGGAGCCCCCCGAGGAGCUGAGCCCGCGGGGGGCCGGGGGGGUGGACCCCCAAAACGGCGUCGCUUCCAGCGGGCACCAAGGAGCCACCCCUGCCCCGGGGGGAUACCCGCAGCCCGCCGACACCCAGGAGCAGGAGCAGGUGACAACCUGGGGGUCCCAGGACAACGUGGCUGGGUCUCGGGAACUCCUGGCCUUGCCCCAGAACCGGAGCCGGACGGCCAGCGAGCUCCUCCUGAGCAGGCGCCUGUACUUCCCCGAGCUGGAAGAGUCGGAGCAGUUUUAUCGCUCCCACAACCGGUUCCUGAAGCUGCUGCUGGCCGGUUACCUCUGCGUGGCCGCCCACUCCGAGCUGCUCUGUUACUUCAUCAUCAUCCUCAACAACAUGGUGACCGCCUCCGUCAUCUCCCUCUUCCUGCCCAUCCUCGUCUUCCUCUGGGCCAUGCUCUCCAUCCCCCGGCCCAGCAAGCGCUUCUGGAUGACCGCCAUCAUCUUCACCGAGGUGAUGGUGGUGGUGAAAUACCUCUUCCAGUUCGGGUUCUUCCCCUGGAACGGCUACGCCAUGCUGGUACGCAACGAGGGGAAGCCCUUCUUCCCCCCCCGCAUCCUGGGCUUGGAGAAGAGCGACCGCUACAUCAAAUACGACCUCAUCCAGCUCCUGGCGCUUUUCUUCCAUCGCUCCCUGCUGCUGUCCUACGGGCUGUGGGACCACGAGGAGGACCCCUUCCCCAAGAAGAAAGCGGAGGCGGAGCGGGCGGAGGAUGAGGAAGAGGAGGAGAGGCGGGAGGAGGCAGCGUUGGGCGAGGAAGGGACGGAGGCGCUGGCAGAGCCGGGGGCACUGGGUGCAGCCGUGGGGCCGGAGCCGGAGGGUGAUGCCGUGGGGCAGGAAGAGGAGGCCGGGGCCACGCAGCUGCGCUUCAGGAGGAAGAGGAGGCGGGGGAAGAAGCAGCCGGAGGCGGCUCCGGAGGAAGGGGAGGGGGAGGAGGAGGAGGAAGAGGAGGAGGAAGAGGCAAAACAGAGCCACGCUCAGAAGAAGCUGAAGGCGUUUGGGCUGCGGGUCAAGCUCUUCUUCCUCACCCUGGCGCAGAACAUGUACCAGCCGGUGCGCAGGUUUUUCCGGGACAUCCUGCACACCCAGCACCGAGCGGCCACCGACGUCUACGCCUUCAUGUUCCUGGCUGACGUGGUUGACUUCAUCAUCAUCAUCUUCGGCUUCUGGGCCUUUGGGAAACACACGGCGGCCGCGGAUAUCACCUCCUCGCUGUCGGAUGACCAAGUGCCAGAGGCCUUCCUGGUCAUGCUGCUCAUCCAGUUCACCACCAUGGUCAUCGACCGCGCGCUUUACCUCCGCAAGACCGUGCUGGGCAAGCUCAUCUUCCAGGUCAUCCUGGUCUUCAGCAUCCACCUCUGGAUGUUCUUCAUCCUGCCGGCCGUCACCGAGAGGUUGUUCAGCCUCAACACGGUGGCCCAGCUGUGGUACUUCGUGAAGUGCAUCUACUUCUCAUUAUCGGCCUACCAGAUCCGCUGCGGCUACCCCACCCGCAUCCUGGGCAACUUCCUCACCAAGAAAUACAACCACCUCAACCUCUUCCUCUUCCAGGGGUUUCGCCUCGUGCCUUUCCUGGUGGAGCUGCGGGCCGUCAUGGACUGGGUCUGGACAGACACCACGCUGUCCCUCUCCAACUGGAUGUGCGUGGAGGACAUCUACGCCAACAUCUUCAUCAUCAAGUGCAGCCGCGAGACGGAGAAGAAAUACCCCCAGCCCAAGGGGCAGAAGAAGAAGAAGAUUGUGAAGUACGGCAUGGGGGGCCUCAUCAUCCUCUUCCUCGUGGCCAUCAUCUGGUUCCCGCUGCUCUUCAUGUCCCUAGUGCGCUCCGUGGUGGGCGUUGUGAACCACCCCAUCGACGUCACCGUCACCCUCAAGCUGGGGGGGUACGAGCCCCUGUUCACCAUGAGCGCCCAGCAGCAAUCCAUCCAGCCCUUCACCCCCCAGGACUACGAAGCCCUCACCAACCAGUUUGAGAGGCAGCCGCGGGUGUGCCCCGGGUCUGGGGUCCUGCUCCCCCUCCUCUUCCUCCUCCUCCGGGGCUGGGAUGCUGCUGGGCCACCCACUGUUGCUCUCUGUGCCCCCAGGUUUUGCGGGGAGUGUCUGCAGCCCUGCCUGCAAGUGCCAUCCCCGCUCUGCCCGCUCUGCCGCAUGCCCUUCGACCCCAAGAAGGUGGAAAAAGCUUCCAGCGUGGAGAAGCAGCUUUCGUCCUACAAGGCUCCCUGCAGAGGCUGCAGCAAGAAGGUGACCCUUGCAAAAAUGCGCUCUCACGUCUCAUCCUGUGCGAAGGUGCAGGAGCAGAUGGCUAACUGCCCCAAAUUUGUUCCCGUUGUCCCCACAUCCCAGCCUAUCCCCAGCAACAUUCCCAAUCGCUCGACGUUCGUGUGCCCGUACUGCGGGGCCCGGAACCUGGACCAGCAGGAACUGGUGAAGCACUGCAUGGAGAACCACCGCAACGACCCCAACAAAGUGGUGUGCCCAGUCUGCUCAGCCAUGCCCUGGGGGGACCCCAGCUACAAGAGUGCCAACUUUCUCCAGCACCUCCUCCACAGGCACAAGUUCUCCUACGACACCUUCGUGGACUAUAACAUCGACGAGGAGGCAGCGUUGCAGGCUGCCCUGGCACUGUCUCUCUCCGAGAACUGAGGGUGACGGCAGAGCGUCAGUUUGGACCCCUCCCCUUCACCACCCUGUCUCCUUUUUGCACACUCAGCCCUCCUGCCGGGGAGGCAGGGAGCUCGUCAACCCCCCACCCCACCCCGGAGACCUGCUGCUGCCUCUCUUCCCUCUCCUCUUGGGGCGAACUUCACCUUGUUGAAGAAGGUGGAGGCUCCUCAGCGUCGCGCUGGACCAGUGAGCGAGCAGAGACGUCAGCUGCUGCGAGGAGAGAGGAGUCGGUGCCCAAGGGCUGGGAUUAUUCCUCGGUUAGGCAUUUCAUACCCGUAUACGGAGUAUAUACCUAUAGCCAGAUCUAUUUAUUAUUAGAUGCUUUUUGGCACCAUUUGUCUUCACGCUCUCUGUUGCAAUUGAGUAGGUACGUAAAACUACGAUGCGUUUUAUGCAGAAAUACUCUAGUUUGAAACUCUGAUCGUCCACGUCCUUUUGGAAAAGGAAGGAAAACUGCACGGAGCAUCUUUUUUUAAACUAUGAGGCUGUUUCCAGAGACAUUGGCCUGGCCUGGCCCCCGUGCUGCAGGCAGGAGCUGAAUCCCGGGGUGAGACUGUUGCCCUCGUGUGCCCCGUGACAGCAGCAGGUUCGGGGGAGUACACGGGGACGGCGUCCAGUGAAAUUCUCACCUUCCUCGUUUUGUACCAGCUCUUGUGAUACUGAGCUCUUGCAUUUUUCUACAUCAAUCGGCGUGAUGCCUUUUCCACGUUUUAUAGAGCGGGAACAGAAGCUGUUACUCUUCCCACUGCAAUAUCCGCCACCAGGGACAAGAGUAUUUUUAUGGAACAUUAUUAAGAAAGUAUAUUUUUUAAAAAAACCCAACCAAACGGAACACGUUGUGGAUCUGAAAUCAGGCGGGAGGCAGGGGCCAGACCUGGGGCUGCCGGGUGGGAUUCUGGGGGGCUGUGGGAGGCACACGGGUGUUUUCUCCGGGUAUUUCUGGGCCUGGUCGGCCUGUUUCUCCACAGGCGGGUGUUGAUGCAGGAGAGGCCGGGUCAGAGCAGCACGAGCAGCUCCCGCUGCCUUUUUUUUUUUUUUUUUUUUUUUUUUGCAGGGGGAGCAGCAGCACCUUUUGCUGGAGGUUGAGUUUACGAUGGCUUAACCCUUGCAGGCAGAGCUGCGGGGUGGUGCCGGGGGUGGUGUGAGCUGGAGCAGUGGGUGUCUGUCCGAGGGAGCUGUGAGGGACCCUGACAUGGAGCGUUGUGUCCCUGAAAUAAGGGACCGUGUCUCCCUCUCCCUGGGAACGGGGCGCACCUGAGCAGAUGCUGAUUUCCAAGAUGCUGGUGACUUGUCCCGCCCUCGUCCCUCUCUGCCCUCCCUGCUGCUGGUGGAGGGUGGCAAGGGGAUCUCCUCUGGCCGGUGGCCGCCCCACGCGCUAUGCAGUAGAAGCCACGUCCCAUCUGAAGGCUCGUGGCUGGUGCUGGGGGACACAGGAGCUUGGUGCGGGGACCCUGCCAACCUUUGGGGUCACAUGCAUCAGCCCUCGGUGAAGGAGCUGCAGGGUGAGGUGUGGGGAGCGUGUUCCUCCUUGGAGAAGUGCCCUUGGGUGGUUUAUCCGAGACCUGGCUCCAGCUCCGCUCUAGCAAUACUGUCUUCUUGUUUUGUUUUGGUUUUUUACUUUUUAAAUAGUACUGGGUGAUUUGGGGGCUGUGAGCUGCCCUGUGCCUCCGGCAGCCCUACGUGGAGCGGGCAGAGCCCGUCUGCUCCCCUGGCAGAGGGCAGGGGAAGGCCUGGAGCUGCUUCGCUCCCCUCCCUUGAGCCGGGUGAGCGAGGAGGGAUGGGAUCUUCUCUUAGUGCUGCCCAGCCCAGGGAUGUCAUUGGUAGGACUGGGAGCACUGGUAUCUCCCAAAAGGGACCUGGGAGGGUUUCCCUGUCCCUGCCUCAGCUGGGACCCCCCAGGUCCUGGAGCAGCCUCCCUCCGAGCUCUCGCUUGCAGGGAGCUCCGGGACAGCACCGUUAACCUCUGUCUCCUUCCUCCUCCUCCUCCUUUUUGCCCCACAGCGCCAGAGCAGGGGCAGCAAUGGCUGCUUUUGUAAAGCACUUUAAGGCCCAGGUGGGGAGCUCCUGCCUCUCCCCGCUUUGCCCGGGGUCGGGUCCGGCUCUGCCCGCUGCCGGCCGCGCUCGUCAGUGUGUUCCCUGUGACUUUUUGCAUAUCUAGAACUUUUAACGAGACCUACUGUUUUUUGAAGAAGAAUAAAAUCAAUGACGUUAUUUGUAGCAAACCAUUUUUCUCAAUAAAGGCAGUUUCAUCCACG
Messenger RNA from Athene cunicularia (burrowing owl), 5362 nucleotides. RefSeq names its product piezo-type mechanosensitive ion channel component 1-like. The record is from RefSeq and is a predicted model, not a curated record. NCBI's taxonomy places the organism in Eukaryota, Metazoa, Chordata, Aves, Strigiformes, Strigidae. Gene Ontology annotation, cellular component: endoplasmic reticulum; plasma membrane. Gene Ontology annotation, biological process: cellular response to mechanical stimulus; detection of mechanical stimulus; regulation of membrane potential. Gene Ontology annotation, molecular function: monoatomic cation channel activity; mechanosensitive monoatomic ion channel activity. The coding region runs from base 237 to 3086 and encodes 949 amino acids. The transcript has 20 exons.